GUAAGACGAUGACUGCAACUGCGAGUGCGAACGCAAUGAAGACGAUCUGAACAAAUAAUUUUUGCUCGCAGUCGCAUAGCUCUCUCGCGACGACGCCAUGGCUGCUGUCACCGGCAGCUUCACCUUCAAACCCGUCCUGACGAACUCCAAGGCGACGACGACGUCUCCGCCUUUCUCCCUCUCCUCGCUCGAGUCGUCGAAGCUCUUCCGAGCCCGCCACUCCGAGGCAACGAGCCUCCCCAAGUGGUCUCUCGUCCUCGCCCCCCGUAGUCUCUCCGUCGCCUGCCGUUACGGCGGCGGCGGAGGCGGAUCGCGCUACUCGGGUUCGGGAGAUUGGAGGCGGUCCCGGCAGAGCGAUUCCGAUGACGAUCAAGCGCUUGAUAUAUCCACUAUCAGGUCGGCUACUGUACGGUUGAUUGACCAGCAGCAAAAUAUGGUUGGGGUUGUGUCUAAAAGUGAGGCAAUUCAGAUGGCUGAGGAUGCUGAGCUCGAUCUGGUAAUUUUGUCCCCUGAUGCAGAUCCCCCAGUGGUCAGAAUCAUGGAUUACAAGAAAUUCAAGUACGAACAACAAAAGAAGAAACGGGAGCAGCAGAAGAAAAGUGCUGCUAGUCGUAUGGAUCUGAAGGAGCUGAAAAUGGGUUACAACAUUGAUCAACAUGAUUAUUCUGUUCGUUUAAAAGCAGCACGGAAGUUUCUGAAAGAUGGUGAUAAGGUUAAAGUUAUAGUGAACUUAAAAGGUCGUGAAAAUGACUUCAGAAAUAUUGCCAUUGAGCUAAUCAGACGUUUCCAAAAUGACGUUGGAGAGCUUGCAACCGAGGAGAGCAAGAACUUUAGGGAGAGGAACAUAUCCAUUGUUUUGGUCCCAAAUAAAGCUCUUCUGCAGAAAGGUCAAGACCCACCAAAGAAACAAGAAAAAUCAUCCGCCAAUGAAGUCUCAGCCAGCAUAUGAGAGCCAAGCGCCGAGGUAGAAGACUCGCAAGCCAUUUUUGUCUGUCUUAAUGUAUCCAUCUUUCUCUAGAUUGGGAAAUUUUUGUAACUUGUGUACAGUAGCGAGUACAACGGCCUAUUUGGAGAACGGGCUAACUAGGUUUGAAACAAGUUAGCAGAAUAGCAGCACUUGGCCUGCCGGACUAGUGCUAAGUUCAAAUACUAAAUGUACUUUCAAGAAAAAUUUGUCAAUGAAGUGUAGUACCUUAAAAGCACA
Molecule: messenger RNA, 1204 nt
Organism: Rhodamnia argentea
Lineage: Eukaryota; Viridiplantae; Streptophyta; Magnoliopsida; Myrtales; Myrtaceae
Product: translation initiation factor IF3-4, chloroplastic-like
Exons: 9
Coding region: 98-949 (283 amino acids)
Biological process (GO): ribosome disassembly; translational initiation
Molecular function (GO): translation initiation factor activity; ribosome binding
Source: RefSeq, a predicted model, not a curated record